This is a messenger RNA of Lathyrus sativus (Indian pea), 2346 nucleotides long. Lineage: Eukaryota; Viridiplantae; Streptophyta; Magnoliopsida; Fabales; Fabaceae. The record is from the annotation of a GenBank genome assembly.
AUGGCACCAACUGUUCCAAUAGAUUUUGCUGGGCAAAAGGAAUCCAGAAAGUACUCUCAUUCACAAAUCAUGGGGAAAUCUCGAAAAUAUUCUAAAGGUCAUGCUACUGGGUUUGUUCCUGAAUUUCGUCAUGUUGUAGAGACUAUGGGUGAAUCGGAUGGAUUGGGUAGCUCUGGAAGGGUUGAGAUGGAGCCGGCGGCAUCGGCAGAUUCCUAUGCACCGAACAGGAAAUGCGCUGGUUUGAAGAGUGAUACUUGUUAUGGUAGUUCUGAUGUACCUUAUCAAUUAUUCUCGUUGUCUAAAAUGUCGGCUAUGGAAAGAAGGGAUUUGAAGUUGAGAUUAACUUGGGAACUUGAAAAAGUGAGGAAACUUCAGAAGAAAAUGGAUGGUAUGAAUUCAACCAUUAUUGGAUUAUCUCCGUCCAGUGACAUAAGGAGCUGCAGUGUGGGACAGAAAAGGCCUCAGUUGGAGAGCCAAUACAGUAUACUGCAGGCAUCAGUGCCACACGGUAAGAAAAGACCUCUGCCAGGACGUAGUGGUCCCAAGACAAAAAAAAGCAUGUCUGGGCGUUUUGAAUGUCCGAAACCUGCUGCACCAAUGGAUUCAUAUGAUACAUUGAUGAAACAGUGCGAGAAUUUACUUAACCGUUUGAUGUCUCAUCAAUAUGGUUGGGUCUUUAAUAAACCAGUCGAUCCUGUUGUAUUGAACAUUCCCGAUUAUUUCAAUGUCAUCAAACACCCAAUGGAUUUGGGAACUGUGAAGAGUAAACUUACUUCUGGUAAAUAUUCAAAUCCCAUGGAUUUUGCUGCUGAUGUGAAGCUGACAUUCUCAAACGCAAUUACUUAUAAUCCACCUGGCAAUGAUGUGCAUAGCAUGGCAAAUACUCUUAAUAAAGUCUUUGAAACAAAAUGGAAGUCCAUCGAGAAGAAAAUUCCUUUCAUUGAUCUCCGCGUCUCAUCCGAGCUUUCAAAACAUACACACAUAGAAACCAAAAUUUCUGACCCAAUCCCCCCCAUAAAAAAGAAGAAAAUGACACCAAAUAACACUAAUACCACCAAGCCAGAGCCUGUCAAAAGAAUUAUGAGUGACAUGGAGAAGCAGAAAUUGAGUCAAGAGUUGGAGGAGAUGCUUGGAGAGUUGCCUGAAACCAUUUUGGAGUUUUUGAAAGAGCAAAGUCACAAUGCAGGGCAAACCAAUGAUGAUGAAAUUGAGAUUGAUAUUGAUACUCUUAGCGAUGAUACCUUAUUCAAAUUGCGGAAGCUUCUUGAUGAUUAUAUGCUAGAGAAGCAACGAUUCCAGCCAAAAGCUGGACAGUGUGAAAUGGAGAUUCUUAAUGAAUCUGGGUUUAGCAAUUCAUCGAUGCAACCUUCUAAAGGCAACGAACUGGUUGAGGAGGAUGUUGACAUUAUUGGUGGGAAUGAUCUUCCUAAUUCAAAUUAUCCUCCACUGGUGAUUGAAAGAGAUGGAGCCAACAGAAACAGUAAAUGCAGUAGUUCAAGCAGCUCUAGUAGUGAAUCUGGCUCAUCAUCCAGUGGUUCGUAUUCAGAUUCAAGUAGUUCAUCUGGUAGUGAGUUAGAUACUGCUAAAGCGUCAGAACCUCUUAGUUCUAAGGAAAAUAUAGGUCCUGGCUUGACUUAUGAUCAAAACAGGGGGGAUCCUGGUAAUCCAGCAACUGGAAAUGAUUCAACUAACCUGGGUAGCCAGGUUGACCAGAGUUUGGAGACUAAGACUGUUACCAUUGAAUCAGAAAGCCACCAAGAUGGGGAGUGUGCUGCGUCUAAGAGGCAAGUCUCUCCGGAAAAGCUCUACCGCGCAGCUUUAUUAAGGAGCCGCUUUGCUGACACCAUAUUCAAAGCUCAAGAGAAAGCCCUUGAAAAGGAUGAUAAACGUGACCCUGAAAAGCUUAGAAUAGAGCGGGAAGAACUUGAGAGAAGGCAGAAGGAAGAGAAAGCUCGGCUGCAAGCAGAGGCAAAGGCUGCAGAAGAGGCUCGGAGGAAAGCUGAAGCUGAAGCUGAAGCUGAAGCCAAAAGGAAGAGGGAACUGGAGAGAGAAGCAGCCCGCCAGGCUUUGCAAAAGAUGGAGAAAACUGUUGAUAUCAAUGAGAGCUGUCAGUUUUUGGAAGAUCUAGAGAUGCUAAGUGCUGUACAUGAUGAAAAUACGCCAAAUUUCAAAGAGGAAGCUAGCCCAGAUGAUCAUCAAAAUGGAUUUGGAGGUAUCAGGCUGCAGGGAAAUCCCUUAGAGCAGUUAGGAUUGUACAUGAAGGUUGAUGAUGAAGAUGAGGAGGAAGAACUGCCUCAGAGUGCUGCAGAGCCAUCGAAAGAUGUAGAAGAAGGGGAAAUUGAUUGA